AUCCACAAUCUACAGAAGAGAAAUAAUACAUACAAAAUACAUAUAUAUAUAUACUUUUUAGAGAGAGAGAGAGAGAAAGAAUGGGGAAGAAGCCAUCAUCAAGUUUUGCGUUCCUAUUCAGAAGGCUAAACGGGAAAAGUAGUAUCAGUAAUCCCGACGGCGAGCGGCGGCGGCGGCGGAAAUCGGCGACCUCCGCCGGAUUCCGGUGGAAGCGGCGGUUCAGUUUGCGCCAUUGGUUGAUCGACACGUGUCUCUUCAAGAUUGUGUCGAUUUUGGAGGCGGUAGUGCUGGUCUCCAGGCUCUGUUUCUUCUUCCUCUGCUGUGGCUGUAAAUUCUGAGGAAUGAUCCAUUAAUAUUGUUAAAGUAUUCUUCAGUCCACAUUAAUUAAUAUCAUAUGGAUUGGAGAUUAAGGAAUUUUUUCAUUUCUUACUGAUUAAGCCUUGUGAUGAUGUUUAUGUAUACAUUGUUGUUGUUCAUUUUUAAUUUUUGAUUUAAUUUGUUUGAUCCUUGGGGAAGAUUAGAGUCCCUUCGGCAUGAAUUCAUGUCGGAAGAACGCGAAAAACUUUAAUUAGAAUUGACUACAGAUUCGAUUUUUA
Messenger RNA from Andrographis paniculata, 596 nucleotides. RefSeq lists its product as uncharacterized. The transcript has a single exon. The coding region runs from base 81 to 338 and encodes 85 amino acids. The record is from RefSeq and is a predicted model, not a curated record. Lineage: Eukaryota; Viridiplantae; Streptophyta; Magnoliopsida; Lamiales; Acanthaceae.